Poecilia latipinna (sailfin molly) is the source of this 2088-nucleotide messenger RNA. Its product is annotated as insulin-like growth factor-binding protein 1. Gene Ontology annotation, biological process: regulation of insulin-like growth factor receptor signaling pathway. The transcript has 4 exons. Gene Ontology annotation, cellular component: extracellular region. Bases 307 to 1074 code for a protein of 255 amino acids. Gene Ontology annotation, molecular function: insulin-like growth factor II binding; insulin-like growth factor I binding. Lineage: Eukaryota; Metazoa; Chordata; Actinopteri; Cyprinodontiformes; Poeciliidae. The record is from RefSeq and is a predicted model, not a curated record.
UCCAAAAUAAAUAUUGACGUGAUCGUUGUAUUCAAAUGAGCGGCAUGACCGGACACGGACGGGCCAAUCAGAGCUCAUCGUAUCAUUACACCUUCUUUUCAGAAAUCAUUCAUAACGCCGAUGCGUCAAACACUCACAGAGCGACCGGCUAUAAAUACGGCUGCGCGCAACGCACAGUUAGACAUCUUCCAAAAAUCACACGAAAGGCACAGAGUAGCAAUCGUGGGAAUUCAGUCCGGCGCCUUUUCAUCUGCAAAUUUUCUCUGAACUGCUCUUUAUUACAUAUUCCAAUUUGAUACUCAGAACAUGUUGGCUAUGCGUGGAUUGAGGCACGUAGCUGUGGCAGUGGCUGUGUGCUCGCUGCUCGUUACGGUGACGCUGGGGUCCCCGGUGGUGGGGUCAGAACCGAUCCGAUGCGCCCCGUGUACCCCGGAACGGCUGAGCCAGUGUCCGGCGGUGGCGCCCGGCUGUGCCGAGGUGCUGCGGGAGCCCGGCUGCGGAUGCUGCCUCGCCUGCGCCCUGAAGGCGGGGGAGCUGUGCGGGAUCUACACGGCGCCGUGUGGCUCCGGAUUGAGAUGCACUCCGAGACCCGGCGACCCCCGGCCACUGCAUUCCCUCACCCGCGGACAGGCCGUAUGCACGGAGAGCGCUGCGCCGGCGCCCACCCCGGAGCCCCAGACUCAAGACCAGGGAGAGCCAGACGCUGAGGUGGAGAACUCAGCCAUCACAGUCUCCAGCUACCUCCCCGGUCUCCCCUUUGACCCGCGGGCUGUGACUGAGGCUCAGGAGAGCAUGAAAGCCAAACUCAUCGCCAUUCGCAGGAAACUGGUGGAGCAGGGUCCUUGCCAUCUGGAAUUGGUGACUGCUUUGGACAAGAUUACCAAAUCCCAAGAGAAACAAGGAGAUAAAUUCACCAAAUUCUACCUCCCCAACUGUGACAAGCGUGGCCUUUACAAACCCAAGCAGUGUGAAUCAUCUCUGGACGGACAAAAGGGGCGAUGUUGGUGCGUGAACACCUGGAAUGGCAAGCUUUUAAGUUCCAGCGACCUGCCUGCAGAUGCCGAGUGUCCUUAAAGAGAUUGGUCCGAUCUCGCAGUGAAAGAGAGAAAAAAAGAAGAAAAAAAAAGAAACGAAGAAGCAAGCCACUAUUUUUCCUUUUUUUUUUUGGGUAGCUGUUAUUUAUUGACCUUGUCCAUGGUGGUGUUUAAUUCAGGUACACUGUCAUUACGGGGCUAUAGGUCCCAACCACCCUGAACCCCAACCCCCCCUUCCUCUACAAACUCCCAUCCCAAAGACACAAAGAAAAUCUAUUUUUGUUUUUUCUGUAAAGGAGAUUUUAAUGUUAAUGCAUUUACAUUAUGCUCUAUAGCCUUAUUUAUUUUAUUGCUUUUUAUUUGUUAUUUGUAAUUAUUCAUGAGUAUUUAUAUCUUUUUUGCCUUAUUGUUAUUACCUUAUUAUGUUUAUGAGUGUAUAAAGUGUAUAUAUGUAUCUUGGCCCCUACAGCUCCACAGCUGAGUUGAGCUCGCUCUACCCUUAAGGAGCUGUCUGGAGGUUUGGUUUGAGAAAAAAACCAAGCAAGAACAAAAGCACUGAGUGACCAAAUCUCAUUUAGAAGUUUUUCUAAAUGAUCUUCUUAUUCCUUUUCACUUCAUGUCUUUUUUUAUUAUUAUUUUUAUAUUGUUUUUUUUUUUUUAUUUAAUGAAAUUAUACAUCAGUUAAUGCAAAAGCUCUCAGUUGGGAAUCCUCUACACUCUCAGAAAUCAUUUCCCAUGAUCCCAUGGGUCUGCAGAUAGCAUGAUGGGUGGCAGUUCUCCCGAGCCUCCUCUCAAACGGGUAUCUCUACAUUAACCUACCUCCAAUAUUUACGUGUCUGCUGUCAUUUUUUUUUUUGUUGAUGUUUCUGUCCUCUUUGACCACAUGACCACAAAGAGUGAGCCGCUUGACUCGGCUCUGUAUACAUGCUGCUGUUGGAGAGAGAAUUGUAUUUUAUGUGGAUCUAUUCCAAAGUGACUAACUCUAUGUACACUUUUGUUACUGACAUGUAAUAAAAGAAAAAAGGUGAUAUAUUUAAUAAAAACAUUAAUCUCA